Urocitellus parryii (Arctic ground squirrel) is the source of this 4247-nucleotide messenger RNA. It is a transcript of the gene Trmt2a, whose product is annotated as tRNA methyltransferase 2A. Gene Ontology annotation, molecular function: RNA methyltransferase activity; RNA binding. Lineage: Eukaryota; Metazoa; Chordata; Mammalia; Rodentia; Sciuridae. The record is from RefSeq and is a predicted model, not a curated record. Gene Ontology annotation, biological process: RNA processing.
GAUACGCGCUGGCGGAUUGGAGAGUGGCUGGCGAAUCGAGCAGCUGCCACGGGCCCCUGGUGGGCUGGCGGGUGGUGCAUCCCSGUGCCCGAAACGAGGCUCUGAACACCGGAGGUUCGAUCCCCGACAUACCUCUCCGCCCCCCAUCUCCUGGACAGAGCUGGAGAGUUGGCCUCGCGACGUCGCACCUGCUUUCUGAGCACCUUUUGUGUGACAGGCCCAAGAUUGGGCGCCAAGGCGGCCCUCGUGUGGCGCCCACUCCAGGCAGCUGACUGUCCCGACGAUGAGUGAGAAGCCGAACAACGAAGCCUCAGAGCCCAUGGAGGUCUGCAGCCAGCAUUGCAGCAAUGUCCUGGACAGCCCUGAAGCCCCAUUACCCCGGGAGAAGCAGGAGGAGAAAGAGGGGCCUAGGACUGCUGCAGGCUCUGGUCCUCAACCUGGGCUUUACAAUUACAUCAGGGAUGACUUGUUCACCUCAGAGAUCUUCAAGCUAGAGCUGCAGAAUGUGCCUCGACAUGCCAGCUUCAGCGAUGUCCGACGUUUUUUGGGCCGCUUUGGCCUGCAGCCCCAUAAAACAAAACUCUUUGGGCAACCACCCUGUGCCUUUGUGACCUUUCGCAGUGCUGCUGAGCGGGACAAGGCCCUUCGGGUGCUACAUGGGGCCCUCUGGAAAGGCCGCCCACUCAGCGUGCGCCUGGCCCGCCCCAAGGCGGACCCCAUGGCCAGGAAGAGGCAGCAAGAGGGUGAGCCACCAGCAAUGCGAGUUGCUGAUGUGGUGACCCCUCUUUGGACAGUGCCCUAUGCUGAGCAGCUGGAGCGAAAGCGGCUGGAGUGUGAGCAGGUGCUGCAAAGGCUUGCCAAGGAAAUUGGAAACACCAAUCGCACACUGCUGCCYUGGCUGCUCACACAGAGGCACAAGCACAACAAGGCCUGCUGCCCACUGGAGGGGGUCAGGCCAUCACCCCAGCAGACUGAGUAUCGUAAUAAGUGUGAGUUUCUGGUUGGCGUUGGGGUAGAUGGGGAAGAUAACACUGUUGGCUGCCGACUUGGCAAAUACAAGGGUGGGACGUGUGCUGUAGCAGCCCCCUUUGACACAGUGCAUAUCCCUGAAGCCACGAAACGGGUGGUGAAAUCCUUCCAGGAAUUCAUACGGUCCACCCCAUACUCUGCAUAUGACCCUGAGACAUAUGCAGGCCACUGGAAGCAGCUGACUGUACGCACCAGCCGCCGCGGCCAGGCCAUGGCCAUUGCCUACUUCCACCCCCAGAAACUGAGCCAUGAGGAACUGGCAGGGCUGAAGGCCUCCCUGGUACAACAUUUCAUGGAGGGACCAGGCAGGACCAGCGGGGUGACCUGUCUUUACUUCGUGGAGGAGGGACAGCGAAAGACUCCCAGCCAGGAGGGCCUACUCCUGGAGCAUGUGGCUGGGGACCGGUGUAUUCAGGAGGACCUGCUUGGGCUGACAUUCCAGAUCUCUCCUCAUGCCUUUUUCCAGGUGAACACACCUGCAGCUGAGGUGCUCUACACAGUCAUCCAGGAUUGGGCCCAGCUGGACAAGGAAAGUACAGUGUUGGAUGUGUGCUGUGGCACCGGUACCAUUGGCCUGGCCCUUGCCUGGAAGGUAAAGAGAGUCAUUGGGAUUGAGCUAUGCCAGGAGGCUGUGGAGGAUGCCCGGGUGAAUGCCCAUGCCAAUGAGCUAAGCAACGUUGAAUUCCACUGCGGGAGGGCUGAGGACCUGGUGCCCACUCUGGUGUGCAGACUGGCCUCCCAACAGCUUGUGGCCAUCUUGGACCCACCGCGAGCUGGCCUGCAUUCCAAGGUGAUCCUUGCCAUCCGAAGAGCUGAGAACCUCAAGCGGCUCCUGUAUGUCUCAUGCAACCCCCGGGCAGCCAUGAGCAAUUUUGUGGACCUCUGCAGGGCCCCAUCUAACCGGGUCAAGGGCAUCCCCUUCCGACCAGUCAAAGCUGUGGCCGUGGACCUGUUCCCACAAACCCCACACUGUGAGAUGCUCAUUCUGUUCGAGAGGGUGGAACACCCCAAUAGUACAGGAGUCCUAGAGCACCAAGGCCCUCUAGCCCAGCCCUCACAAGAGCCCGCUAAUGAUACCACUCUGGAAAUUGGGGCCUCCUUUUCAUCCUAGGCCCUGGAAACUGCAGGGUCCAGCUCUUCCAGAACAGGGCUUAUCAUGGGGGCAGAAGCUAGGGGGCUUCCCGCAGUCUUGCUUGUCUCAAGAUGCUUAGAAGAGCAAUCACAGGGCACAAGGCCUAGUUGCCUUGCCAGGACCAACAUGACCGUGAUAUGGCUCAGAAGACAGCUGGACUUCUAUGGCCUGUCCAUCCCUCACCCCAUCCUUCUGGAACAGCCAGGCUAUGAGGACCAGAAUAAACAACUGCUGAAUUCAGGGUGUUUGUGAAGAACUUUGGUAAACAGGGACUCCUCUCUGCCCCAUUCUGUGCAUGCAAAGGGACAGGGUGAGUGAAAUAUCUCAACCCUAUCCAAGCUGCCUGGGAAUUUCUGCCCUUCAUUUUAGUCUGACCCUUGAGCCUCUAUGACACCCUACCAGGCCUGGAUAUCAGGCUGGGGGUCAAUUUGCAUGGCUUGCCAAAGGAGUUCACCAAGGCCCUGAACAGUGCAAAGCUUGCUAUUUAAUAGGAUGUUAGGUUUUAUGCUUGGAGAGGCAGAGACACACAAGCCUCAAGACCAAGCAUCAACAGGAUGUUCCAGAGUAUGCAAGCAGAAGGAUGUCCCUGCACCUGAGGAAAAGAUCCUAAUUGCUCCCAAAAUCAACCUGACCCUCAACCCAGGAAGAAGGCCACCUCCAUACUGUGACCAAAGGCUAUACAUACCAGGUUGCUGCUAACCCCCUAACAAGGACAGAUGUGUCUACUAGUAGGCACUGCAGCCUCCAAGGGGCUGGAGUCCAGCCAAUUGAGGGUCCACAAUGUUAUUCCACCCCCRUGCCCAGAAGAAAUAAAUAUCAGCCAUUCCCUUUUAGAGUUUGCUUUAUGUGUUCAGACCAUUGAGGCUCACUCAAACAGCUGUGGCCUAGUGCACAGAAGCAGCAUUGGCACAGGCCCCACAGUACAGCUGUGUGCAUACAGGGCUUSUGCCCAUGUGUAGCAGAGGGAGGACACUAGAGACCACAACUGUGUGGCAGCACCUGCUGUGGUGGCAUCUGGGACAAACCAGCCCAGUGAAGCUCACUGUCUUCUAGGCUAAUGUGUGCACAAAGCUUUGGUUCACAAUGGUCAAUCUGGCCGUUUCAAGGGCAACAGUCAUGGUCAAAUGACUAUUCACAGCUGCAGACAGGAGGCAAGACAGAAGCAAGUGUCUAAUUACAGCAACUUGAUUUUGGUUGUUUUUUUUUUUCCCCCCUCAAGGUCAACACAAAAGUCAACCUCAGUCACACAGGUGUGAGGGAGGGAUACAGUGUGGGCAACUCAGAUGACAUUCCGUCUCUAGGACAAAUGCCUUCUUGACUGCAGGGAUAUGAUAGGAGACAUGUCAUGGAACAUGAGGAUACAGCCCAGUGCUGGGCUCUGGUGUCCAGUGAGCACAUGACCCCUGAACAGGUGCUGGGGACAGUUCAAUUGCUGGCCACCACCACCAGGGUCCUGAACACACACAUGCUAAUUCAGACAGAAAAAUCUACCUCAGAGAGGCUACCCCGUGAGCACAGGUGACAAGUUGAAAAGCCAGCUGGACACUGGACCUGGCUAUACAGGGGAACUGCCCUUGAAACCCAAGGAGGCCACUGUCACUAAAAGUUGAGUCAGCCACCAUGUAUUCAGCUAGCCCUUGGCGUACUGCACUAAAGGCCUUUGUUUCUUCAAAGAAGUCCGCUUGCUUAAAUGCAUGAUUUCAAAUCUACCUUCUACUCUCACUGUAAAAGUUUCUUUGCAAAUGCUAAAAUAUCAUAAAAGCUUUAAAAAUUGAUGGGUGGACAGAUGGAUUCAACUGUGCAAAAAUCUUUGUAAAAAAACCUGUUGCCAGAUGCCAACAAAGGCAGGGGCCUCAGUGUCCAGGGAGGCAAGUAUUAGGACAUUAAGACAAGAUCAAAGAGUAGACCAAGCCCAGUAGCAGGCCAAGUUGAUGCAGAGACUGGGUCUGGUGUCCUCACUGGCAACUUCAGUCACAAAUAGAGAAUAGCUACCUUGAUGAUUUGCCCGCAAUCUCUGAAAAAUAGUUCGAUGCUAAAAUUGUUUAUUUUAAACCAAAAUGGUCUGAAAUAUUCCUAACYCUUAUAA